AAGACGUGGAGAAAGCAGAAGAAGUGGAGAAAGUGUCAGAAGACCAGAGCUCACCUGUCAUAGAAGAACCUCCUGUAAAAGCAAAGAAAGCCAAAAAGAAGGAGCUUUCAAAAGCGGAGAAGAAAUUGGCAAACAGGGAGAGUGCUUUGGAGCAGGCAGAUGAAGAGGAGGAGCAAAAACUGCUACAAAACAAAACCAAGCAAAAAAAAAAAGCUUUUCCUGCCGUCACCGAAAGUGGUGUUAAGUCAGAUACAAAACAACAAAGGGAAAAAAAGGCAGUUGAUGAACUGGUAAACAGAAGAACCGUGUUUGUUGGAAACUUGCCUGUCGACUGUACUGCUCAGGUGCUGAAAUCUCGUUUUAAAGAGUAUGGACAAAUAAAAUCCAUUCGAUUCCGCUCUUUGGUUCCAGCAGAAGAUACUUUAUCCAAAAAGUUGGCAGCAAUAAAGCAUAAGGUGCACCCUAAUGCAAAGUUCGUUAAUGCUUACAUUGUAUAUAAGGAAGAAUGCGAUGCCAUUAAGGCUCUGAAGGAAAAUGGAACAGAAAUUGCUAGUGGAUUUCACAUCAGAGUUGACAUUGCAUCAAAAAGCAAUUCGCAUGACAAUAAGCGAUCUAUAUUUGUGGGAAAUCUCUCAUAUGACAUCAGUGAUGAUGCCGUGCGAGAGCACUUCUCUGCCUGCGGAAGUGUCGUGGCGGUGCGGAUUGUGAGGGACAGAAACACCGGCCUGGGGAAGGGCUUCGGCUACGUUCUCUUUGAGGACACGGAUGCUGUGCAUCUUGCUCAGAGGCUCAACGGGACCGACCUCAUGGGCAGAAAGGUCCGGGUGCAGCGCUGUGGAGAGAAGGGGAAAGUGCCACGGAGAGCUCCAGGCCAGCCCCGCGCUCCGAAGGGCGGCACUGGCGCCACCUCAGCGGCCAAGCACCGCGCCGACGAUUCGUUUGUGGGGGAGACGGCCACGCCGCCCAGGAGGAGGGCUAAGCCAAAGAGACUGAGGACUGCCCCUGGAA
This is a messenger RNA of Nestor notabilis (Kea), 1008 nucleotides long. RefSeq names its product RNA binding motif protein 34 (gene RBM34). Gene Ontology annotation, molecular function: RNA binding. The transcript is spliced from 9 exons. The annotation marks the transcript as partial. Lineage: Eukaryota; Metazoa; Chordata; Aves; Psittaciformes; Psittacidae. The record is from RefSeq and is a predicted model, not a curated record.